UCACAUAGAGUAGCGGAAAGAUUACGUAGCAUUGAAUUUUUGUAUUAGGAUUAUUAUUUAAAGGAAUUGCACAAAACAAUGGUUAGGAAAUCGGAGCGGCAGAUAUGACUCUUCUGGGACCCAACGUAAGCGAGGUUGGUUUGCGGUUGCUUCUUUGUCCUCUUGGUUCUAACAUUGUAAUACGGACAGCUUGCUGUUCUGUUGGGAUUGCUUUACCUGUGUACUCUACGUUCAAGGCAAUUGAAAGGAAAGAUCAAAAUGAGCAACAAAGGUUGCUUUUGUAUUGGGCAGCUUAUGGAUCUUUCAGCAUCGUGGAAGUCUUUUCUGACAAGCUUCUUUCUUGGUUUCCUUUGUACUACCAUGUGAAGUUUGCAUUUCUUGUUUGGCUUCAACUUCCAUCCACUGAUGGGGCCAAGCAAUUAUACAUGAACCAUCUACGUCCAUUCUUCUUGCGGCAUCAAGUUAGAAUUGAUCAAAUUAUGGGUAUUGCAUAUGGUGAAAUGCUUAAACUUAUAAGCGCACAUCAAACGGAAAUUCAGUUCGCUAGGAAUGUGUUUGUGAAGAUUAUGGGUGCAGCGGACCAAAUGUUAAGAGGGGCUAUGAAGCCCGAUCAACCUCGACAGAACACUGCAAUUGAAGGCCCGUUAAGAUCACCAGAUACCCACUCAGAUCAUCAUAACGAUUGAUUUCUUCUUGUAAGCGUGCAUAAAACUGAAUCAUUUUUCCCUGCCGAUGAAUAUAGUCAAUGAAGCUUGUAGCUGGUAUCACUCUUUUUCAUUUCCUUGCAAGAUGAAGGACCCUUCUGCUGUAUCUUAUCCAGGUGAUAGGUGGAUUAAAACUCGUAUAUAUUUGUUUUACCCUGUAAUAACACUUCAUUUUGUUUAUGUUUUUAUUUCUUUUGUGGUCUGUACUAAGAACAUCUUGAUGAUUAUGGAAGUGAGAAAAUCAAAUUU
This is a messenger RNA of Juglans microcarpa x Juglans regia, 953 nucleotides long. Its product is annotated as HVA22-like protein k. Lineage: Eukaryota; Viridiplantae; Streptophyta; Magnoliopsida; Fagales; Juglandaceae. The record is from RefSeq and is a predicted model, not a curated record. The transcript has 8 exons. The coding region runs from base 105 to 686 and encodes 193 amino acids.